Messenger RNA from Metarhizium acridum CQMa 102, 729 nucleotides. RefSeq lists its product as uncharacterized. Gene Ontology annotation, cellular component: cytoplasm; membrane. Lineage: Eukaryota; Fungi; Ascomycota; Sordariomycetes; Hypocreales; Clavicipitaceae. The record is from RefSeq and is a predicted model, not a curated record.
AUGCAACUCGAAACUACCACCACAACCACAUGGACGAGGUCACGUGAUGGAGCCGACCGGCCAGCAUGGCAUGCACAACCAGCAGACGGCCACGUUUUCCAACUCGAGAACUCGCAAAGCAACUGGGAAACGUCGGACAUGACCCUGUCUCCGAUUGCAGCGGCGACGCUCCAGGCGACUGGCCUGUCGACAGCGUCCAACAUAUGCGCCCAAUUCAUCGACGGGUACCAGGAGCAGCGCCCCUUCUCCCUGGACCCCCUGCAGCUGCUGCGGUUCAUCCUGCUGACGCUGCUGACCACGCCGCCAAACUACCACUGGCAGCAGUUCCUCGAGAGGCGAUUCCCAGGGUACACGCCGACCCGGCAGCCCUACGAGGCGGUCGAGCUGCAGAUUGUCGAAGAAGGCGGCGACGCGCGGCGGGCGCCGGAAACAUUCAGCUACCGCAACACGCUGGCAAAGUGGUUCAUUGACUGCAUGACGGUGGGCGCCGUCCUCAACACGGUCGCCUUCCUCGUCAUCAUGGGCGUUUUAAAGGCCCGCUCGCCAGGUAGUAUAUGGCGGAGCGUCGUGGACGACACGAUCCCCAUUAUUGUCGCCGGGUACAGGAUCUGGCCGCUGGCGUCGAUUGUGAGCUUCAGCGUGAUUCCCGUCUCCAAGAGGAUCGUGUUUCUCAGCUUCGUCGGCUUCCUGUGGGGGGUGUACAUGAGUCUCGUGGCGGCUCGGGUGUGA